Molecule: messenger RNA, 2954 nt
Organism: Amphimedon queenslandica
Lineage: Eukaryota; Metazoa; Porifera; Demospongiae; Haplosclerida; Niphatidae
Product: UDP-glucuronosyltransferase 2B15-like
Exons: 4
Coding region: 28-1557 (509 amino acids)
Molecular function (GO): UDP-glycosyltransferase activity
Source: RefSeq, a predicted model, not a curated record
UUUUGGGGGAAGUGGUUUUGAAUAACAAUGAAGCCCCUACUGACACUUCUGCAUCUUCUUUCUGUGUCCAGUUCACUUGAUAUCAAUGAUGAAAAGACUUGCAAUCCGUCAUCAUCCCGUCUCUCUGUCCUCUUCCUUCACUCCAUGUUCCCUUCUCACUAUUAUCCACUAAUAUCACUUGGGGCUGAGCUUGUAUCCAGAGGCCACAAGGUCACAUCAUUUGGAGUGACUAUUGAAGGAUUUGAGCACAUACCUAGCCUCAUUAGGUCUUAUGGUAUAAAUUACAUAGAGGGCAUUAAAAUGAAAAGGGACAUAUAUGAUGCUUACAUUAGACAUACUCAAGGAACCAAUAUCACUGGGAAUGUAUUCUCUAUUGUGUCCGAUAUACGCAAUGGGAUAUUUCAAGAAAGAGACUAUCUCUCAAGAAUGGGAAAAGCAAUACAGACCAAGUUAAAUAGCAGUCACUAUGAUUAUAUCAUCGGUGAACAUGCAACCAUGGCUUUAAUCUAUCAUGUCCACAAAAUAUGGAAGACAGACAACAUAAUGCUUGUGAUGCUUAUAGUUGGUUUGAUUCCACAGUACAUCAUUCCUUGGCCUUAUCCUAAACCUUUUACUCCAAUCACUGAUAAUAUGUCAUUUCUGGAUAGAUUCAUUAAUACUGUUCUUUAUGGGCCAAUGGAAUACAUUGCAGUUCGAUUGUUUAUGAAGGCACUGAUUCCAGAAGGGGAGGAAUCCCUCAGUGAACCAGGGCUGCAUUUGAUAUACCAGCCAGUACUACUUACCACAGUCAUUGGGUUCGAAAGACCAGUACCAUCCCUACCAACACAGCACUACAUAGGACCAAUGCUGCUACCUAAUCAGCCACCACUUGAUUCCAAACUAAUCUCUUGGUUAGGGGCAGAUUCUGAGUCACCAGUCAUAUACAUUAGUACUGGAACAUUGACAGGAAUGACUCAAGAGACGGCUGAUAUUAUCCUCUCACUUUCUGAUCAAUACAGACUAUUGUGGUCAAGACCUGGUCGUGAUGAUGUUAGAGAGAGGCCUAACACUAAUCAAGUUUACAUUACAUCGUGGCUAGAGCAAACCUCUUUACUAAAGCAUCCAUCAGUCAAGCUAGCACUGCUACACUGUGGUGUCAAUAGUGUCCAUGAAGCUCUUUAUUUUGCUGUCCCAGUUUUGUGCAUACCACAAGGUGGGGAUCAAUUUGACAUUGGUUUUAGACUAACGUCACAGAAACUUGGAAUAAGCAUCACUGCUAAAGAACUGACAGUUAAAAAACUAAAAGAAUCAGUAGAAGCUUUGAUGACAAAAAGCAUUUACAGGAAAAACGUAGAGAGGACUAGUCGUCUUUUACGAGAAGGAGGUGGAGCAAAAAGAGGUGCAGAUCUAGUUGAACUGUAUGCUGAAGUAGGAUACAGUCACGCCAUGCCUCCAUUUAUUCGUGGUGAAUGGAACUCGAUAAAAUAUUAUAACAUUGAUGUGUGGGUAGUAAUAUUGAGCAUGGUAGUUUUAUUAUUUGGUGGCUGCAGUAAGUAUUGUUGUCAUUGUUACUGCUAGACACAAAAAGAAUAAUGUUGAUUAAUGCGUGGGUUGAAUACCUAUAGAUUUCCUGGGUGCGUGGGCGGCACAUCUGUCAGGCGGGGCCUGCUCCGCCUGAUAUGAUGACUGAGUUCACACUUCGGAUAAGAAAGAGAAAUGAAAACUCUGGUAAUCUUUCUUUUAAUAAUAUCUUGCUCCUGUCUUCCACUAGCUAUUGGAUGUAGUUGUCAUCCUGAUUAUCUGACUAAGCCCAGAUCAGAAGUAAUCUGUUUCGCCUACUCAAACGAGGCCUCAAUCUACAAAAUCAAAAUUGUAGCAUCACAAUGCAAAUGUCUCCUUGGUCAGAGCCAACGGUUUUCUUGUAUAGAUUUCAGACUGAAUUCCAGUCAAAAUGUAGUGGGUAGGGUCCGAGGAUUGUUUGAAUGCCAAGGCGGAGGAAUGCCUCACUUGGAACUGUUCUACUCUAGCUGUCAAUCAGUCAUUAACAAAGCUGGUGGAAGAAGCAUGUCUAUAACUAAUGAUACUACUAAUGUGGAGAAUAUUGCAUGCAACAGUACAAAUCAGUAUGGCAUUGAGAAAGAUGGCUGCGAAGUGUCAUACCACCCUUGCUACUACUCUGGAAUUAUCGAGGCCGUUUACAAAGGAAAUUUGCAGGUUGGAGUGUCAGUGAAUGUUAGUGGUCCUGAUGUGACAACAACCUGUGGUCAGUAUGGACGUGUUCUCACUGUAGGAGAGAGUUAUAUUGCUGGCAUUGGUGGACCAUGCUUCACGAUUGAUCCUUGGUCGACUUAUAAUAGUUACACUAGUGAUGAUAUCCAACUAUUGGAAGGAUUGAGAGAUGGAGGAAAUACAAACUGUACCAAGAUCACAUCAACUACUGUAAGGAGCAGUGAUGCAACUCACGUAAGAAGCCACACAACUCGCAUAAGCAGCAAUAUAGCUCAUACAAGCAGUGACACAACUCACACAAGCAGUAGCAGUAUUAGAAGUGUGAGCAGCAUUAGAAUAAGUACUCCUACUCCGCCUACAGUCUCAUCCGGCUUAUCCCAGGAAGGCUCAAUCAUAAUAGGACUCUCUUCAUUCCUUGGCCUACUGCUUGUAGUAAUCAUUAUUGGUUUCAUUAUUACCAUAAUCAUCAUUAUGAAGAGGAAAAUGUCCAGCCAGAGAAGAGGGCGCAGGAUUACAAGUGGUGUUGUAGAAAUUGAUGUGAGGGAUGAGGAGGUGAAGAUACAUAAUGAUGAGGACAUCACAAGUGAUGACAAAGCCAUCAUUUUUAAUUCUUAACAGUGACUAGAGUCUUGCUAGAGUAAAUACAUUCCUCCUAAUUAACUUAUCAUUAAUUAUCUCACAUUGUUAUUGUUCAAGCAAGUCAUAGGUGUACUAAGCGUGAAUAUCUUUAUAAUUAUCAAUAUAAA